GAUAACCCUGUGUUUGGCUCGCGGCGAGGCGCUCGGCCUCGAACAGCGCUAGUUUGCCGCAGAUCAGCGCAGAAGCUCUGUACAUAUCCUUUGUGACACAAAAUAAGCUACCCCGCCUAUUAGGCGGUGACUUAGUGCCGCCUGCCGAAUGGCGCCCAAGGUUCUCAAGGCGACAAAGGGCAGCCGGAGCGGCGCGAAUGACGGCAAGAAAGGCUCCAAGGCUGCGGGCAUUGGGGCCGUGGUGGAGGGAGGCGCCAUGGCCACCGCGGUGUUGCAGCGAAAGGCCGUGGGCUCGCUCUCAGGGGGCGUGGAGGCGCAAGUACGCACCCUGCUGCGGGAGCUCCACCGUCAGGAGCUAGCGGCACAGCAGGCGCACCACUCCCAACACCAACACCAACACCGCAGCCACGAACCGCACAACGCCCACCAGCAGCAGCAGCAGCAGCAGCAGCCGCCUCAGGCGGUGGCGGUGGACGGGCGUGUGCUCGCGGCCUUCUCGGGGUUGUGGGACGCGCUGGCGGCCGCCGGCUUUGGGCCGGAGCACGUGAAGCGCGUGUUCAUGGAGCUGCCGCGGACGUCGCACCCCUCCCUGGAGGCGGCCCUGGACUGGCUGUGCCUGCACCUGCCCGCCACCGAGCUGCCCAGCCGCUUCAAAAGCCUGGGCGCGGCCGGCGCCGCCGGCGCCGCACCUGUGCGCAUCCUGUCCGUUGCUACAGCCGGAUCCGCAGCAGCAGCAGCAGCAGCAGCAGCUGGCGCGGGCGCGGGCGCUGCUACUGCCGGUGGGACGCAGCCGGGGGCGGAGGGCAAGGCAGACCGGCCGUGGGAUGCGGACUCGGAUGACGAGGGCGGCGGCGGCGAGGAGGCCGAUGGGGAGGAGGAGACGGAGGCGGAGGAGGCGGGCGCGGGCCAGGCCGGGGCAGCUGGUGGCGGUGGUGGCGGCGGCGGCGGGGUGGCGGCGGGCGCUGGCGGCGCGGCCAUGAAGGAGUGGAUUCUGAGGUACAUGGACGACCAGGCCAGCAGCGGCGGCGAGGAGGAGGAUGGCGGCCAGGCCAAGCCCGGCUCCUCCGCCUCCUCGCUGGCGGACUUUGAGUGGGAGCUGUGGGGUGACCCGCGCGAGGUGGCGCGGCGGCGGGCGGAGCGCGGGCGGCAGCGGCUGCCCCCGGACCAGGCGCGGCAGGCGCUGGCGGAGGAGUGGGCCAAGACCAAGGAGGUGGCGGCCAGGGCCAAGUCCGCGGGCGACAAGGCGCGUCAGAAGGAUGCCGGGCUGAUGCUGCGAGACCUGAAGCAGGAGAUGGCGUCUAUGAAGGUCACGGAGCAGCAGCUCGAAGCGAUCCUGUCAGGAGCUCCAGUGCUGCCGGCGGCCACUGCUGCUGCUGCCGCCGCCACGCCGGCUGCCGGCAAGGCGGCAGCAGGCAAGGCUGCGGCAGGCAAGGCCGCUGCAGCCUCUGCGGCUGCGGAGCCCGGUAAGGACAAGGAUAAAAACAAGCACAAGGAUAAGGACAAGGAAAAAGAGAAGAGCAGGGACAAGGAGAAGGGCAAGGACAAGGAGAAGAAGGACAAGAAGAAGGACAAGGACAAGGGCGACAAGGGCGAUAAGGAGAAGAGUAAGAAGGAGAAGCGGAGAGAGGAAAAGCGUGAGAAGCAUCGUCAGAAGCAGCAGGAGGCGUCGUCGGAGGAGGACGAGGAGGACGACGGCGACGAGGAGGAGGCCGCAGCCCCCGCUCCCGGUGCGGCCUCUGCCGCCGCCGCCAACGCGCCGCCGCCGCCACACCGCCGGCCGCCGCCCAAGCCGGAGCCGGAGGAGAUUCCGGAGAGCUGGGAGGAGCACGAAGCUGAGCAGGAGGAGCCGGAGGCAGCGCCGGCACAGCAGCCAGAGCAGCAACUGGAGGCAGCAGGGGCGGAGGCAGGCGGCAGCAGCGGCGCGGAGCAAGAGGAGGAUGGGGCGGCUGAGAUGGAGACGUCGGAGAGCGACGCUCCGCAGCAAGGGAGGGCGCGGGGCCGGGCAGGCGUGGAGGCAGGCGGGGAUGGGGGUGACCACAUGGAGCUGGGGUCAGAGGCGGAGCCGCGGGAGCGAGGCGGCCGGCGGGGCGACGGGGAGGACGACGCAGAGGGCGCGCCCGCGUUCGAUGUGUUCCCCGACAACGCCACCUCAGCGCCGGGUGUGUCGGAGGCCGCCGCCGCGGCCGCCUCCAAGCCCAAGCCCAAGGAUGAUGACGAGCCUUUCCUGCUGCCCGGGCUGUUCGACGAGGACCUCAACGCCGCUGACGGCGCUGAGGCCGCCGCCGCGCCGGCGCCCUCGGCACUGCUGCGCGCGGCCGCCGCGGCGGCGGAGGCAGGCGCGGGCGGCAAGAAGGCGGCCGGGGGCAAGAAGGCGGCGGGCGGCAAGCCCGCGGCGGCGCCUGCACCGGAGCCGCCCAAGACGCCCCGCGCGCUGCUGUCCCAGCUGUGCAUGAAAAUGGCCUGGUCGCAGCCGCGGUACGAACGGCUGGCGGCGGCGGCGGCGGCGGAGGGCGGCGGCGGCGGCUUCCGCUACAACGUGGUGCUGGACCUGGGGCCGGCCAGGGGUGUUGCCAAGAAGCGCAACCUGUACGGCGUGCGUGUGUAUUCCAUACCCUCCCUGGAGCAGCCCGAGGGGCCGCCGUUGCACCGCUCCUGGCCCGAGCCGCCGGCUGCGCAGGACGCGGCCGCAGCACGAGCGCUGUACGAGGUGGCGCCCCCGCUGCAGCUGCAGCAGUCCACUUUCCAGGCUAUGGCGCCCGAGUGGCGGCAGCUGUGGUUGGACUGGGAGGCAAACGACGGCGCGGCGGCGUUGGCAGCGGCAGCGGGCGCCGCCGGCGCGGCUGCGGCCGCGGCCGGCUCCGCUGCCGCCGCCGCCAAGGCCGCAGAGGACGAGAAGCUGUCCGUGCUGCGGGAGCUGCUGUCGCAGCCGGCGGUGCCGCCGUCCGCUCCGCCGGUGUGGGCUGCGCCCGCGGCGCCCGUCUUUGUCGGCGUGGCGGCGGCGCAGAGGGCCGCAGCUUCCGAGGCCGCCGCCGCGGCAGUGGCGGCGCCAGUGGAUGUCGCUGCCUCGGCUGCCGCGCCGGCAGAUGCCGCACCAGCGCCGUGUGCGCCGUCCCCGCCGGCAGUAGCAGCAGUAGCAGCAGCAGAAGGCGCGCUGGCGGCAGCUGCAGCGGACGGCGGGGACUCGGAGGAUCCGGAGGCCGCCGCGGAGGCGGAGGUGGCGGAGGCAGAGGCGCGCGGGCGGCGGGAUGUGAACGAGCAGGAGGACGAUGAGGAGGACCGGGAGAUGGAGGACCCGCACGGGGAGCAUGCAGAGCCCAUGACGCACCACGACGGAGACGCCGUGGAGCAGGAGGAGUGGGAGGACAUGGUCGCAAUGGGCCGGCAGCAGCAGGGACAGGGCGUGGAGGACGAAGCCGCGGCGGCCGUGGAGGCUGCGGAGGAGGCGGAGCGCGCGGCCGCGGAGGCGGAGGCAGAGCGGGAGCAGGCGGCGGCGGCGGCGACGGCAGCGCGGGAGGCAGAGCUGGCGGCGACAAGCGCGGCGCUGCGCAAAGCCAUGGAGCGGUGGCAGGCCAGCCCUGCCGGCCGGGCCAUGCAGGAGGCGCGUGCGGGCCUGCCCAUUGCGGCGGUCCGUGGGGAGGUGCUGGCGGCACUGCGGGAUGGAGACGUGGUGGUGGUCAGCGGCGACACGGGCUGCGGCAAGACAACUCAGGUCUCCAUUCCGUAAACCUGACCUGCCCUGAAUAAGCGU
Molecule: messenger RNA, 3748 nt
Organism: Chlamydomonas reinhardtii
Lineage: Eukaryota; Viridiplantae; Chlorophyta; Chlorophyceae; Chlamydomonadales; Chlamydomonadaceae
Exons: 16
Coding region: 149-3724 (1191 amino acids)
Biological process (GO): regulation of mRNA splicing, via spliceosome
Cellular component (GO): spliceosomal complex
Molecular function (GO): RNA binding
Source: RefSeq, a predicted model, not a curated record